Molecule: messenger RNA, 618 nt
Organism: Arachis stenosperma
Lineage: Eukaryota; Viridiplantae; Streptophyta; Magnoliopsida; Fabales; Fabaceae
Exons: 1
Coding region: 1-618 (205 amino acids)
Molecular function (GO): nucleic acid binding; zinc ion binding
Source: RefSeq, a predicted model, not a curated record
AUGACCUGGCAGGUCCGUAGGGAGCCUAUUUCCAAUAGCUUUAAUUGCACAUGUAUGCGGAUGGAGUCGUUUGGUAUUCCAUGUGUGCACAUUGUGGCUGUGUGUGUUAGGCUAGACUUAGGAGAACUUCCUGAAAGCCUAGUCUUGCGUAGGUGGUCCAAGACAGCGAAGAUACAUCCCGAAAAUGAAAAUAUUGAGCACUACAUUGCUGACCGAAGCGUGACAUAUAGAACAAGGUUGGGAGCGUUCUCACAGCUGUGCAAGCGGUUAGCCCGGGUGGCUUGCAUGAGUGAUGAUGACUUUAAGGUUUACUCGAACAAGCUUUUAUCCGAUGCGGUUUUACUUGAAAUAAAGUAUGACCUUCGACCAGGAAACAAUGAUCACGCAACAGCAACUGAAAACGGAUUGAAGGACCCAGUUCGUGUUAGAACUAAGGGUACGGGUCGGUGCAGUCAACCCGGUGCUUCUGCUGCCAAGAAGAAAAAAAAGUGCAGUUCUUGCGAGAAACUCGGGCACCGGAGGACUCGAUGCCCUAACGAGGUCACGCAAGCUGCGACAACAACUCAAAAUGCUAACAAAGGAGGACAGAAACGCAAGAGAGCAAAGGUUACAUUCUAA